Botrytis byssoidea is the source of this 1209-nucleotide messenger RNA. RefSeq lists its product as uncharacterized. Gene Ontology annotation, biological process: DNA synthesis involved in DNA repair; DNA-templated DNA replication. Gene Ontology annotation, cellular component: delta DNA polymerase complex. Gene Ontology annotation, molecular function: DNA-directed DNA polymerase activity. Lineage: Eukaryota; Fungi; Ascomycota; Leotiomycetes; Helotiales; Sclerotiniaceae. The transcript is spliced from 2 exons. The coding region runs from base 134 to 745 and encodes 203 amino acids. The record is from RefSeq and is a predicted model, not a curated record.
UAUAGAUUCAGAAUAGACGAUACCAUCAACAUCACUCCAUCUUCACAUAUACCAAUACUCACGAAUAUACUACUAGCUCACCAUCUGAACCUUAAAAGUAUCAUCCAAACCAACCACCACCAAAACAACAAUCAUGCCCACCACCCGUCGCAGCAGCGGCCCCGCCCAAAAAGGCACUCAAAAAACCCUCUCCUUCACCAACACCUCCAAGAUCUCCAAAGCGGUCAGCACCCCCACCACACUCAAAACCAAAUCUUCCAUCACCAAGCUCCCAGACCUCACCGAGAUCACCAAGGCCCCGUCCCCCUCCCCCGCAUCCCCAGAUCUCAAACCCACCACCCUCCCAACCACCUCUCCCAAACCAAUCUCCCAACCCAAACCCAAAGCCCAAACCGCCCAUCAAACCCUCCAAACCACCCUCGCAUCCCAAAUCUCCGACGCCAAGAUCCGCAAAUACUGGAAAGCGCGUGAAGAUUUACGUUUAGCGCCUCGAGUACACCAGAAAGAUUUAGAAAUCAGUGAGAAGAUAUUGAGGGAAUGGGAUUGUAUGAGUCAAUUUGGUCCCGCCAUCGGCAUCUCCCGCACCAAACGCUGGCACCGCGCCUCCAGACUCGGUUUAAAUCCACCCCUCGAAGUUCUCGCUGUUCUCGUCAAAGAAGAAGAAAAGAAAAACAAAGCUGUAGAAAGAGCGUAUGUGGAUGAGUUGAUGGGGGCGAAAGGAAUCAUUGGAGGGGAUGCGGUGUAAUUGAAAUUAUGGAAUGUAGAGUUCUUUUGGGAGACACUGAGAUGAGAAUCAAGGAACUGGAGAAGCAGGGACGAAUUACCUAGAAAGGGAGUGAGAGAGAGGGAGAGAAACCUUUAAUCUGGGGGAUGGGAAAGAAGAAAUUACGAGAACUGGAGUGUACGAUAUGGCACGACAUGCUAUGAUAUGGGAGGAUCCUUAAAAUAGGAUAUACACGAACUGGAAUGGAUGGGUACAUGCGCAUGGGAUAUGGUCAGGCGUUAAGGGAUUCUCUUACUUCUUCUUAUGUUACAAUAAAGCGGAUUUGAGUUCAUAUGUAUUGAAUAUAUCAAGAUGAAAUAUCAGGAUGAAAUAUGAGCUAUGAAUAUUGAACAUGGACAGGAUAUCAAUUAAAAAACCUGCUUCUCUAUGAUCACAGCUUGGACUUUAUCGUGUUGACCUUUCUAGCUUGGGCAUCACCACAAGAA